Molecule: messenger RNA, 1494 nt
Organism: Dothidotthia symphoricarpi CBS 119687
Lineage: Eukaryota; Fungi; Ascomycota; Dothideomycetes; Pleosporales; Dothidotthiaceae
Exons: 5
Coding region: 19-1494 (491 amino acids)
Biological process (GO): transmembrane transport
Cellular component (GO): membrane
Molecular function (GO): transmembrane transporter activity
Source: RefSeq, a predicted model, not a curated record
CCAACAUCCUCUGUCACAAUGGAAGAUAUCAAAGCAGCAGAACCACACAUUCAAGGCGAGCCCUUCUACUCUGAAGAUGGCAAGUCAAAUGCUCUCAUCUCUGAAAAUGAAGGUACGACUGCCGAUAAACACGACAUGCUUCGCAUGGGCAAGAGACAGGAAACCCACCGAAAUUUUCGACACAUCACGAUCCUCGGAUUCUGUAUGGUGAUACUAUCGACCUGGGAAGCAAUUUUGUCUACGGCGGUGUUUGCGUUAGGCAAUGGAGGGACCGCAGGUCUCAUCUGGGGGUAUCUGAUUGUCAUGAUCGGUUUCGGAUUUGUUGUUGCAUCACUAGCUGAGAUGGCGUCAAUGGCUCCCACUUCUGGCGGGCAAUAUCAUUGGGUUAGUGAAUUUGCGCCUCCUAGCUGCCAGAGAUUCCUGAGUUACCUGGUUGGCUGGCUUGGAGUUUUAGGCUGGCAAACAGCAGCCGCGACUGUCUUAUACUUGGCUGGCAAACAAAUUCAGGCUCUAAUUGUAUUGCACAACCUGUCCUAUACUCCCAAAGCAUGGCAAGGUACGCUGCUGAUUUGGUCCGUGCUUUUGAUCUGUUUGGCCUUUAACACCUUCUUUUCCAACAAACUUCCGUUGGUAGAAGGAGUUAUUAUUAUCCUUUAUCUGGUAGGAUUUUUUGCGGUCAUUAUCCCUCUGUGGGUUAUAGGCGAUAGAAUGGGCCUAACUAGAGCAGCGAGCUGUUUUGUAGGCAUUAAAGCUGGCGCAUACAUAGCUAAAGAAGUACGCAACGCUGCUUAUAUUCCUCGCGCCAUAAUGUGGACUUGGCUUGGCAACGGCUUGCUCAGAUGGAUUAUGGCCAUCACCUUCUGCUUCUGCGUUGGCGACACCAUGUCUAUCCUCAUGACGCCCUUGGGAUCACCCCAUAUCCAAGUAUUUGUCAACACGACUGGAUCGAUAGCAGGCGCUACGGCGUUAACAGUUCUGAUGCUUGUAAUCGCCAUAUUUGCAUGUGUUGCAGUUAUGGCAACUAACUCUCGUCAAUUGUUUGCCUUCGCUCGCGACAAUGGCGUCUCCCCUACGUUAGGUGUUCCACUCAAUUCUGUUUACAUAACAAUUGUGUUUGUUCUUCUACUCUCCUUAAUUAAUCUUGGCUCCGAAGUGGCGUUCAUGCAGGUCGUGUCCCUGGGUGUCGCUGCCAUGGUGACGUCCUAUCUCAUCUCAAUCUGUUGCGUCGCAUUAAAGAGAAUUCGUGGGGAACCCCUCUUGGCAUCGCAAUUCAAUUUAGGAAGAUGGGGGCUUCCUAUCAACAUCAUCGCGAUCGUGUUCUUACUCUUCAUUUGGUUGUUCUGCUUCUUUCCUUCGGCCUCACAUCCAACAGUAGCGGAUAUGAACUGGGCGUCGCUGGGUUACGGGAUAGUGAUUAUCUUUGCCGUAGUGUAUUUUGUAUUCCGAGGUAGGCACGUGUAUGUAGGACCAGUGGAGUACACACGCAGAGGAUAG